GCUGUCAGGAGGGGCCAGCUUUCCUUCCCUUUCUGGCCGGAGAAAAGAGCCUGGGGAGUCUCCGGGCUCGUUGUUUGUUUCCUGAGAAAAUGGAGUGAAAAAGAAAAAAAUAAAAUUCUUCUAGCGGGGAUUCUCAGGGUUUUUCUUUUGACUUCCUUUUGGGGAAAAUUACAAGCGAAAACGAUCAAAUGGGGGCGAACGCCUCGGACUCAAACUCCGAACACAAAGGCGGCGACAUUUCGAAUUCCAAUUGCGACGCCCAACUUGUGUUGAAUGUUUACGACCUGACACCUCUCAACCAUUACAUCUCCUGGUUCGGUUUCGGCAUCUUCCAUUCGGGUAUUGAAGUCCAUGGCAUGGAAUAUGGAUUUGGAGCCCAUGACUUCCCCAUUAGUGGAGUGUUUGAAGUGGAACCCAAGAGCUGCCCAGGGUUUAUGUUCAGAUGUUCCAUCCCACUGGGUCAUAUAGAUAUGCCUCCCACUGAAUUUCGAAGAUAUAUUGAGAGUAUGGCUUCAGAGUAUCAUGGCAAUACCUAUCAUCUCAUAUCCAAGAACUGCAACCAUUUUACAGAUGACGUUGUGUGGAGACUGACAGGCAAACAUAUCCCUGGAUGGGUGAACCGGUUGGCCAGGCUAGGUGCAUUCUGCAGUUGUCUGCUUCCUGAAAGUCUCCAAGUGACUACUGUCAAACAAUUGCCCGAGUUCCAUGCAUGUGCAGAUGGAAAUGAGUCUUCAUCAACUGCAAGCCUAGAGGCAACGGAAAGUGAUGAUUCAGAGAAGGAUAAGCUCCUAUGCACGCCAACUGCUGGUAGCUCAGAGGUUUCCUUUAUCAAAGAAGUCCAAAGAUGAUGGAUACUUUAUCUGUCUUCUUCAAAUCAAUCUCUUUGGGUGGUGGAAGAAUGGAAAUUCUUUGCUUCACAGAUCUUGUUCCUCCCAUGGAAGGUGGCUCUAAGGCAAAUAUCUGCUCGCCAUUUUGACGGCAAGUUGCCACUCAUCCUCAUCAUCUCUUCUCACUGCUUCUAUGCGUGAUUGUUUGUCUGUUUUGCAGUAGUUUUUCCGGAAUUUCUUCUUCUUCUUCUUCAGGCCGCCUUCUCUGCUCUGUUUGUUGUAUCUUUAUAUAAAUGGAAAGUUGGGUGAACGAUGUGGACAUGGAAAGAAGUGGGUUGUGCUGAAGAUUUGUACAAAAUACUCUAUUAAUCUCUCUGUACUGGCAGCUUUUGAUUAAUGUUUCUAGGGUGAGAAAUGGGUUUCAAGAUUUUGUUUGUA
Messenger RNA from Diospyros lotus (date-plum), 1265 nucleotides. Its product is annotated as deSI-like protein At4g17486. The record is from RefSeq and is a predicted model, not a curated record. The transcript is spliced from 4 exons. Gene Ontology annotation, biological process: protein deubiquitination. Lineage: Eukaryota; Viridiplantae; Streptophyta; Magnoliopsida; Ericales; Ebenaceae. The coding region runs from base 189 to 848 and encodes 219 amino acids. Gene Ontology annotation, molecular function: deubiquitinase activity.